UUUACCUCCUGGUAUACACACAUACCACAAGUAAUUUAAGCCAACUAUAUUUUAACUUUGGUAAUUGGAACACAUUUAGGACGUCUAUAAAACCCUGUUUCUAGUAUUCUUGUUAUUCUUCCUUUCCUCAUAAUUCAGUUACUGAAACAACAAACAGAAGAUGGUUAAUUUUUGGUCUCCAUGUUUACUUUCACUACUUUUUAUAUGCUUCUUCAUUGCCUCUACUGCGACGGUCUCAACUCACUAUUCCAUUUUAUAUUCUCCAUUGAUCUCUCACUAUGAUGGAUACGCGUCCAAAGAAGAUAUUAUGGCUUCUAACGCAAAGGGAACCCCAAUCCAAGCUUGUGCUUCUAUCGAAAAGCGAAAGAAGUUGAAAGGAGAAACUCCAAAUAGAUCAUCUUUGAAGGACAAUGCUGCAGUUGCCAAAUGUGACUAUGUAAAGAAUAAGGUUUCAUCAAAAUCAAUGUUGUCAUCGGUCAAUGAAGUUUCAAGUUCAAGCAAUGAAAGGUGUCAAAGAAGAAUGGCUAGAAGACUUUUGCCAAGACAGCGAUACAUGGAUCCUUUUAUAGCUCAUGCUGAUUAUCGUGGACCACAACGUCAUCCACCAAAGAACAACUAAAGAUAAUGAAAUACUAAAAACUUUUUUAUAUGCAUCCAUAUAUGUUUUUGUUUUCGUUGCAUCAUAUGGUUACAAAACUACUGUAGUGUUCUCAUCUUUUCUUUACUUCUUUUGUUUUUCUUUAUUUGGUUGUCGUUAAGUUUGUUGUUUGUAGUACUCCUAUAUUAUACUACUUCUUUUUUUUAGUUGA
Molecule: messenger RNA, 809 nt
Organism: Beta vulgaris subsp. vulgaris (sugar beet)
Lineage: Eukaryota; Viridiplantae; Streptophyta; Magnoliopsida; Caryophyllales; Amaranthaceae
Exons: 3
Coding region: 161-619 (152 amino acids)
Source: RefSeq, a predicted model, not a curated record